UUACGUAUAAAUAUCAAGUCAAUUUUGGUAGUUUUCAUCAAACAAAUUUUAGCUUUUGUUCAAACAACUGCCACAAAUCACAAACCAAAAUCAAAAUGUUCAAAAUCGCCGUUGUUCUCUUCGCUCUCAUCGCCUGCACUGCUGCCAAGCCCGGUGUCUUCGCUGCCGCUCCUUUAGCCUACGCUGCCCCAGCUGCUGUAGUCGCUGCUCCAGCUCCUGUUGUGACGGCCACCAGCAGCCAAGUGAUCGCAAGAAACUACAAUGGCAUUGCCGCUGCUCCCGUUGUUGCUGCCGCUCCAGUAGCCGCACCUGUUGUUGCCCGCUAUGCUGCCGCUGCUCCUUUGGCUGCACCAUUGGCUGCUGCCCCCUACGUCGCUUCGCCAUUGUCUGCUCCAGUUGUGUCUCACUACGCUGCCGCACCGCUUGCUUCAUCCCUUCUUUGGUAAAGAAGCGUUUGUUAAUGAAAAAUGUAAGAGAAGAGAUCUAUGUGAAAUAAAAUAAU
This is a messenger RNA of Ceratitis capitata (Mediterranean fruit fly), 502 nucleotides long. Its product is annotated as cuticle protein 16.5. The record is from RefSeq and is a predicted model, not a curated record. NCBI's taxonomy places the organism in Eukaryota, Metazoa, Arthropoda, Insecta, Diptera, Tephritidae. The coding region runs from base 96 to 446 and encodes 116 amino acids. The transcript is spliced from 2 exons.